Messenger RNA from Hevea brasiliensis (rubber tree), 3677 nucleotides. RefSeq lists its product as uncharacterized. NCBI's taxonomy places the organism in Eukaryota, Viridiplantae, Streptophyta, Magnoliopsida, Malpighiales, Euphorbiaceae. Bases 454 to 2598 code for a protein of 714 amino acids. The record is from RefSeq and is a predicted model, not a curated record. Gene Ontology annotation, molecular function: protein binding. The transcript has 8 exons.
GCAAAUCCAACUCUCCAAAUCUCGUUUCUCGGGCCAUCAGUUCACGAAAAUCAAGGAAAUUAUUCCUCUUCCUGUUUUACCCUUCUUUCUCUUUCUUCUUCUUCUAAUUAUUUUAAUUUUUUAUGAUUUUUUUUAAUAUUAUAGUAUUAUUAUAUCUGGUUAUUGUUGGUGCGUUUCUUGCUUUCUCUUUCUCUGUGUGUGGGAGGGAGAGGAGGAGACAGUCACAGAGAGAGAGAGAGAGAGAGAGAGAGGGGGAGGGUCCAAAACGCCACGAAUUUUUAUGGGUGCUUCGAUCUAUGCCAUCUUCAGUCGCAAAGAUAAUAUUAUCUCCUAGAAGCAAGCCCAUUUCAUUGGGAUUGCUUGUGUUGAAGGAAUUUAGAUUUUAGCACGUUGCCUUGGGCUUAAAAAGUUGGUUCCUUGAGGUGGAAUUUCAUGGGUUGAACUCAAAGAAUAAUGGGUAGCUUGAGUGAAGAAGAAUAUCGGUUUUUUGAUGCACACGAGGAGACUGCAUCAAUUUCUGAUGGAAAGUCCGAUAUUAUUGAGACAUUUGAUUCCCAUUCUAGUGCUGAUAAUUCAAUUCCAAAUAGUCCUCAUUAUGAAGUAUGGAUGAGGAGCCCCAUAAGUGUUGAGGAGAGGCGGAGUAAGUUCUUCAGUUGGAUGGGGGUGGGAUUAGAUCAAUGUUCAAAUGAGAGUUCGGUUACAGUGCAUAAUAUGGAAGGGGAGAUUGAUAGAAUCAGAGAGAUCAGUGGGGCUGUGUUGAGAAAAUCAGUUUUUGAAGAUGAGUUUUGUUCAACUCGGUCUACAAUGUCAUGUUGGUCUAAUGAUAACUCCAAUUUGCUAGAGGAGUUGGGUUCAAAGGUGGAUUUCAUAUGUAGGGAGGGGACUUCUGGUGGGGGAAUGGUGUGCAACGAUGAAGUGAGCUUGGAACACUCUGUAACAGCUGAGGAAUCUGGGAACACUUCUGGAUCAUCUGCCUCUUUCAAACAACUUGUACAGCAGGAAAUUGAGGAACCAAGUACUUUUAUGGGUACCCCAAAAAGUGUGAAGAAGCGUUGGUUGAGUAGACUGCGUUCCAUAGCAUGUGUUGUGGAUAAGCAACGAGCAGCUGAAAAAUUGAGGCAUGAUGGCGAUGACUCGCUGCUAGAAUACAGGGUACAGAGAGUUAAGGUUCGCCAACAUGGGAAGCGGACAAAGGAACUUUCAGCUCUUUAUAAGGGGCAAGAUAUCCAGGCCCAUGAGGGUUCAAUUCGGACAAUGAAAUUUAGUCUUGAUGGGCGAUACCUUGCAAGUGCUGGAGAAGACAGAAUUGUGAGAGUGUGGCAAGUCCUGGAAGAUGAGAGAUCAAAUGAACUUGACAUCCCAGAAAUAGAUCCAUCCUGCAUAUAUUUCACCGUCAAUCAACUGUCGGAGUUGAAGCCCCUCUUUACUGAUAAAGAGAAAACAGCUAAAGUGAGGAACCUGAGGAAAACAUCAGAUUCUGCUUGUGUCAUUUUCCCUCCAAAAAUUUUCCGGAUACUGGAGAAACCGUUGCAUGAAUUCCAUGGACACAGCAGAGAGAUCUUGGAUCUCUCCUGGUCAAAGGAUCAUCAUUUGCUGUCAGCUUCGGAGGAUAAGUCAGUUCGUCUAUGGCAAGUAGGAAAUGACCAUUGCCUUCGAGUCUUUUCACAUAAUAAUUAUGUAACCUGCGUUCAGUUUAACCCUGUGGACGAUAAUUAUUUCAUGAGUGGCUCCAUAGAUGGAAAAGUUCGCAUUUGGGCAAUUCCCAGUUGCCAAGUUGUUGAUUGGACUGAUAUAAAAGAAAUGGUUACUGCAGUGUGUUAUCAUCCAAAUGGACAGGGAGGGAUUGUAGGCUCCAUGGGAGGCAAUUGUCGCUUUUAUGAUAUGUCAGACAGUCACUUGGAACUGGAUGCUCGGAUAUGUUUGCACAAUAAAAAGAAGUCACCUUGCAAAAGGAUAACUGGCUUCCAGUUCUUCCCACGAGACUCAACCAAAGUAAUGGUGACCUGUGCUGAUUCACAAGUUAGAAUUCUUCAAGGUCUUAAUGUGAUUGGCAAAUACACAGGUCUAAAAGAUGCAGCAAGCCAGAUAUCUGCAUGUUUUACUUCAGAUGGAAAGCAUAUUAUCUCAGCUUGUGAGGAUUCCAAUAUAUAUGUGUGGAAUUGCGUUGAUCAGAAAGAACAUAGUCCUGUGCAAGCAAAAAAGAUAAGGUCUUGUGAGCGUUUCUCUACAAAUGCAUCUGUUGCAAUACCUUGGUGUGGCUUUCAAAAUGGGAACUCAGAAAAUGGAGGAGGAUUUUAUGUCUCAAAUGAUGAUUCACUAGAAGCUAUGCCAUUUUCUUCACCGGCUGGUUUUUCUUUGGGUCAAGAAUAUUUCUUAGAACCCUUUCCCAAGGGUUCUGCAACUUGGCCAGAGGAAACGCUGCCUUCGUCAAGCCCGUUGUCCACAUCAUCAGCAAUGCACAAAUCCCAGUACAAGUUUUUGAAAGCUUCAUGUCAGAGUACAGCCACUUCUCAUGCAUGGGGCCUAGUCAUUGUGACUGCAGGAUGGGAUGGACGAAUUAGAUCAUUCCACAAUUAUGGGUUACCGGUAAAUGUCUGAGAUUUUAGUGGGUUGACAGUGCUUCAGAGAAUCAGAAAUAGUCCCUUUGGUUGGGAUCUAUAGUGCCCCUUCCAUGGGUAUGCUGCAAAUCAGGUGUUGCAUGGUCUAGCAAGUAGUGUUGAGACAUGGCAGCAUGAACAGUAGCAGCAAGUCCAGAUUUGAGUGAUUUGUGCAGUAUUUCAGUGUAGGUGGAUUUUGAGAGUAUGGCCUGGGCCCUUCUUAGAUAUCAGGGGUAUAUGGGAAUGGAAGUUUACAAUGACAAGUGGCAGCAGUUCUGUGGUUGCCACGUUAUCCAGCUUGGGAUGACCAAGUGGCUGAGGUUAGCUUAUCUGGAUACCCAGUUUAAUCUUACAAUUUGUUCAUUUGUUACUUUUAAAAAUUUUGUUUGCCAGUCCAGAAAAAGAAUUGCAAGUUGUGUUAGGAGAGAUCAAUUAGAGAUAUUACCUCUUUAUAAUGGAGGCGAUCAUGGGACCAUUGUCAAAUUUCUUUUGCUUGCUAAAAUGGGAGGACAGAAUCCAGAGCAAGUGGUUUGAGUUAAUUUGGGGAAAAAAUGGUGGGGAACUUUGCCGUUAUAACACGUUGGCUGAUCUCAAUGAUUGAAUUGUUUGCCGGCCAUUUUAGACCUCAUGGUAGGGUCAUAUUCAAACACUGUUCCUCUGAAUUGCUUGUUUAGUUAACCUAUUACUCAAACAUCUGCAAGCCAUCCCCAUUUUUGUUUGGUGAACACAUGUCCAUUGUAAAGCUUGUGGCUUUUGCUCAUGGAUGCUGGCUGGCAGUUAACUAACCAUCGGUUAUCAUCUGAGAGUGCUGAUAACUUCCUUUUUGUCUUGCUAACAGAAUUUUAUACAUGUACUCUUUAAAAUUUAUUCUAACAUCACCUGGAUUAGUUUUGAGUGGCUAGGCUUUUAUCUUUCAUUUUGUUUUUGGCCUUUGGAAAAUUUUAGAGGAAAAUUCCUUCUGGGUCUAGCAUACACCAAUUGUAGUUAUGUAAAUAAGACUUUUCAGGGGUUAUUUUUCCCUGUAUACUCUUCUGGCAAUGGCUUGGAAAAUACCAAAGAUAAUUGAUAAGCAUUUGUGCA